CUGUAAUCUGUCUGAUUCUGUCAGACAAGUACAUUACGAAGGUACCCUAACGCGACACGAACUUUGAACUAAAAUAUCCCUGAACCCCCCUGCAGAUGUUGUACGACCUUAGGUAACCCAAGAUACCCCUCCGAUCGCGGCAGCCGGCAGCAGCAGAGCUCCAGGGUAGAGGACCCCUCUAAGUGAGGAAGUUACACGAAAAAUUUAUUUUGUACCAUGUAGUCGGAAAGAAGCUUCAACCCAAGGUUUUAUCCAAGGUCCCUUCUACUUGACCAAAACAGUCAAUUGAUAUUUCACAAUGGCGUCUCGACUUCUUAGAAUAGGCCUCAUCCCCGGCGACGGCAUCGGCCGCGAGGUCAUCCCCGCCGGCCGCCGCAUCCUCGAAGCCCUCCCCUCCUCUCUGGGCCUAAAAUUCGAGUUCGCCGACCUGCACGCCGGCUUCGAGACCUUCGAGCGCACCGGCGCCGCCCUCCCCGACCGCACCGUCGAGGUCCUGCGCCAGGAGUGCGACGGCGCCUUAUUCGGCGCCGUCUCCUCGCCCUCGACCGCCGUGAAGGGGUACUCGAGCCCGAUCGUCGCGCUGCGCAAGCGCCUGGACCUGUACGCGAACGUGCGCCCCGUGAAGAGCGUGCGCACGGCGGCGAAGCCCAUCGACAUGGUCAUCGUGCGCGAGAACACCGAGGACCUGUACGUCAAGGAGGAGAAGACGUUCGACCGCGCCGAGAGCGAGGGCGGCAGGUACGCCGAGGCCAUCAAGCGCAUCUCCGAGCGCGCCUCCACCCGCAUCGCCACCAUGGCCGGCGAGAUCGCCCUGCGCCGCCAGAAGAUCCGCGACGCCAACCCUGCUUCCUCUAUUCAUAAAAACCCCCUCGUGACUAUAACCCACAAGUCCAACGUCCUCUCGCAGACCGACGGCCUCUUCCGCACCGCCUCCCGCGCCGCCCUCGCCGUCCCGAAAUUUAGCAGCGCCGUGCAGGUCGAGGAGCAGAUCGUCGACAGCAUGGUGUACAAGCUGUUCCGGCAACCAGAAGCGUACGACGUGAUCGUCGCGCCGAACCUCUACGGCGACAUCCUGUCCGACGGCGCCGCCGCGCUCGUCGGCUCUUUGGGCCUCGUCCCCUCCGCCAACGUCGGCGAGGGCUUCGCCAUCGGCGAGCCCUGCCACGGCUCCGCCCCCGACAUCGAGGGCAAAGGGAUCGCGAACCCCAUCGCCACCCUCCGCAGCACCGCGCUCAUGCUCGAGUUCCUCAACCAAGAAGAGGCUGCGGCUAAGAUCUACGCGGCCAUCGAUGCGAAUCUUGAGGAGGGACGCCUGCUCACGCCGGAUUUGGGGGGCAAGGCGACGACGGAGGAGGUUGUGGCGGAUAUUUUGAGGAGGUUGUAGAUGUAGAGCAUAGUCGUAGUACCGUGUCUCGUGACAUGGUAUGUACAUAGGUAUAUACUACAUCUUUAGGUUAGGUACUUACUCGCCUACAGCGAAAACAUCAAAAAAGAGAUACCGGAAAAUAAUAAAAACUAAAAGUAACGGACGGAUGGACGGAAGACCAAAAAAGUUCAUGUUUUUGUCUACUUUUCUAGAGGUAGAAUUUUAUGAUACCAAUGAAAUCAACGCCUGAAUAUGAGAAGAUGCAUUUUAAGU
This is a messenger RNA of Hypoxylon fragiforme, 1639 nucleotides long. RefSeq names its product Isocitrate/isopropylmalate dehydrogenase. The coding region runs from base 299 to 1384 and encodes 361 amino acids. The record is from RefSeq and is a predicted model, not a curated record. Gene Ontology annotation, biological process: tricarboxylic acid cycle; isocitrate metabolic process. Gene Ontology annotation, cellular component: mitochondrion. NCBI's taxonomy places the organism in Eukaryota, Fungi, Ascomycota, Sordariomycetes, Xylariales, Hypoxylaceae. Gene Ontology annotation, molecular function: NAD binding; magnesium ion binding; isocitrate dehydrogenase (NAD+) activity. The transcript is spliced from 2 exons.